UCGCGUCUGCGCACUACCGCCCGCCCGCUACCGGGGCCUGACGUCACGGGGCGGGCGCCGCUCCAUCCGGGCCUCCGGGCACCGCCCCUUGGGUGACGUCACAAUCGCGGACGUCUCCUCCGUGACGCAGUCAAACCCGGUCCGUCGCAUUGUGACGUCACAGAGCUUGGGGCCCCGCCCUCCCGUUUUCUCCGUGGGCACCUCCCUCCGCUCCCCCCCAAGGGGCGGGGCGUUGCGAUGAAACCGGGGCAUGAGCCUAAGCCGGCCCCUGGUGGAGCAGGUGAGGCGGGACCAGGUGGGAUGGCAGAACGCCCCCUGGUUCCAGCCCGUCCCACGCGCCGGCCGGGACGGCUCCAGCGCCAUCUCCUGAGCGGCGAGUUCGACCAGCUGCGGGAUUUACCCACCUUUGAGAGCAACUUCGUGCAGGUGACCCGGUUAGGAGAAGUUGCCAACAAGGUCACCAUGGGGGUGGCAGCCUCCAGUCCAGCCCUGGAACUCCCAGACCUGUUGCUUCUGGCGGGCCCUGCCAAGGAGAACGGAUGCCUGCAGCUCUUCGGGCUGUUCCCCUUGCAGUUCGUCCAGCUCUUCGUCCACGACGAAAGCCGCUGGCAACUCAAGGUCAAGUUCCGCACCGGCCGCGCCUUCUACCUGCAGCUGCGGGCCCCGCCGGAGACCCGCGACCGCGAGUUCGGCCAGUGGGUGCGGCUGCUCUACCGCCUGCGCUUCCAUUCGGCCCAGGGAGCCGUACCCUUCACGCAGGAGUACUAGGCGCUGGAGGACAACGGGGAGGAAGACGAGGACGAGGAUCUGACCGAGCAGGAGGAAGUGGGCGGAGGAGCUCCUUUGGAAAACCUCAGACUCCCGCCCAGGCCGGGUCAGGCGCCCUCGCUGUGCUGCCUUCCCUCCCCCACGUGUCACCCCGAAACAUCCUGCCGGGGUGUGAAUCGGCCCGGGUCUGCCUAGGCUCUGGCCUCAGCCCUGCUCGGCACCGGCCUCCCGUUAGCUUGGUAAGGGGAGUGGGUGAGGGUCGGGCGGGCGGAGCG
Molecule: messenger RNA, 1043 nt
Organism: Kogia breviceps (pygmy sperm whale)
Lineage: Eukaryota; Metazoa; Chordata; Mammalia; Artiodactyla; Physeteridae
Source: RefSeq, a predicted model, not a curated record